GAGCAAGGCCAAUUAUCACCAUGUCCGACGAUGGAGAAGAAAAUGAGUUGGAAGACGUCGGGGCGACCCCGUCAGACUUCUUCGAUCACGAGCCUUCGAAACAUGAAAAGAUUGAGAUGAGAAAAGCUAUCAAGCCCCCCUCUGAAUGGUUAAAGUUGCUGUGCAAAGAUUGGGCAGCUGAAAACGAAGUUUUGGUGGAAACUUCUGACGCGAAAUGCUUGGACUACAAGCCGUAUCUAAAGGGUUUACUGACUUCGCAGCUUCUUUGCAGAUUGUCCAUACCUCCGAAAGACGCAGGGAUGGAUGGAAGUUCCUCGCAACCUACGGUAGACUUUUGGCGUAUUCUGGGAAUCGAGGAUGAGUUCGAUAAAAGCUACAUUGUUGCCCAGGUCGAACGGUUUUGCUCGUUGUACAAUAUCCGAGGAGUUCUUGUCGAUGAUUCUGAUAGUUUUGAGGACCUUUCCUCAGCCGAUCCCGCUACCCUGGCAGCUGCGGCCGCUGCUGGCGUCAACCUCUCUGCUGCAAACGGCUUCGUCCCCUUACCAGCAUAUAUGGACCACAAUGCGGCUGCAGCGGCAGCUGCUGCCGCAGCCGCGGCUACAACCGACAUGUCAAAACUAUCUAAGAAGCAAGUCUCAGAGGUGUCGAAGGCUCACCGCCUUGCCAAGGAUGCAGAAAAGGCCUUAGAGAAUGAACGACGUCAGAAUAUGAAAAGAGAACAACGUCGCGUUUCGAUGGAACGAAAGGAGGUCAAGGCCCGUGAACGAGAAGCUCAAGCUGUGCGCAAGGCCGCUGAGCGUGCAUCGCGGGAGGCGUCUCGUGAAGAAAGGAGGCGUAAGAAACUAGAUAUCCGGAUGCAUCGCGAAAAGUUUGCAAAUGAGCAGAAGGAAGCAGCUCUCAAACGGGCGGCGGAGCUUGUCGCGUCCAAUCGCGUCCCAAUUGAGAUUACCCGUGGUGCAGCAGCCGCUAAAGCAGCUGCCAACGCUGCUCUCUCGACCCCAACUAGUCAUCAAGUGCAACAGCAUCAUGACUCUCUUGAUAUGCCAAUAAAAAAAGCUCGUUCUGCCAUCGUCGUAUCAUCAGCUGGUGAUUUGGACUCGAUCGUGACACAUUCCAAAAACCUUUGGGCAAAGUACAAUGCCAUCGCCAAGGAACAUAAUCAGAAAGUAAACUGGAUUACGGUUGCCAAAGAACUUGGCAUCCACGUAAAGGUUCGCGAAAAGUAUGCUCGAAUGCAUUUUCGAGCGGAGCAACGCGGCUUCGACUGGGACAAGAACAGUGAAUGGAAGAUCAAGGAUCACCCUGAGAUAUUCCUUGAACCGACGCAGGCUGAACAGAAGGCAAAGAUGCCUCCUCCGCCGCCUUCCGAAAGUGCGACUGUGUUGAUUGAUGGUACGAAGGAAGUUACCGAUGAAGCGGUUGCGGCAGCAGCGGCUGUAGUGGAUGCGUCUGUAACCUCCCAUCCAGUAGACACGGUAGUGCAAACAACGGAUGAGCAGACUGCCGCAGCCGCUGCCGUUGCGGCGACCUUGGUUGCGGAUCCGAUUGCUGACAUGGUUCCAGAUAUAUCUGAGCAGGUCUAGCUACGAAAUUAGGGGAAACUUUACUCACCAAAAUUUCGAGUGAAAGUGGGAAGCGCGGCAAUUGUUACUACUGCGAGUGACAUAAUAAACUAUGAGAAAAGGAUCAAAAUCGCUU
Molecule: messenger RNA, 1698 nt
Organism: Phaeodactylum tricornutum CCAP 1055/1
Lineage: Eukaryota; Bacillariophyta; Bacillariophyceae; Surirellales; Neidiaceae
Exons: 2
Coding region: 21-1583 (520 amino acids)
Source: RefSeq, a predicted model, not a curated record